Messenger RNA from Gasterosteus aculeatus aculeatus (three-spined stickleback), 5288 nucleotides. The record is from RefSeq and is a predicted model, not a curated record. Lineage: Eukaryota; Metazoa; Chordata; Actinopteri; Perciformes; Gasterosteidae.
GAAAGGAGGAGGAGAGGCUAUAGGCGAGAGAACCCGACAUGGUUACCAAGGAGAUCACUGCCUCCGGUUUGGUGGGUGCGAGCAAAGAAAUGACAGAAAGCGUCCGGAGGACCAUCGAUAAAUCCUCCAUCAAGUUCCUCCAGGGAAUCAAGCGGGACGCCAAAAGUGGCCGAACGGAGGACAAAAUACUGGUCCUCACAACAUGGCGUCUCUACUUCCUGGCGCCUAAGACUCCCGCUAAGAUAGAAACUACCUUCAACUUCCUGGAGAUCCGAGCCUUGAAGUCCCACCCCGAACACCAGGUCGUCAUCGACACCGACAAGUCCAGCUUCUCGCUGAGGUUCGAGUCUCGUGAACACCUCAACCAGGUGGUCGGACACGUCAACUUCGCCCUGUCCCGAAUAUUCAACAACUCCAUCUUUGCAUGUUCGUCGUGCCAAACGUCUCAAUCUGUUUUUUCUCUUUCUUUGCCCCCCCCUCCCUCCCGCCUUCCUCUCUCAGGAGGCUUCUCAGAGACGUACUCCGCCCUGUGCGACUAUAAUGGCAUCAGCUGCAAGGAGGAGGUGCAGUGGGAUGUGGACACCAUCUACCACUCCCAGGACAGCCGAGAGUUCAACCUGCUGGACUUCAGCCACCUGGAGAGCAGGGAUCUGGCGGUGAUCGUUGCGUCGAUGGCGUACAACACCUGGUUCACGAAGCUGUACUGCAAAGACCUGCGGAUAGGGUCAGAGGUCACUGAGCAGGUCCUGCACACGGUCAGCAAGUCCUCCAGCCUGGAGGAGCUCACUCUGGAGAACGCCGGGUUAAAAUCAGACUUCCCACAGAAGAUGUCGGCGGCUCUCUCAGAGAACCCUGCGUCCGUCAUCCACUCGCUCAACCUGUCCCACAACUCGCUGGACAACCAGGGUGUGUCCAACCUAAUUCAGCAGGUGUGUCGCCUCAGCAAAGGACUCCGCCAUCUCAACCUCUCGAAGACCUCGCUCACAUCCAAAGGAGUGGUGUCUCUCUCUCAGGCUUUGUGCUCCAGUGACGAGUACUCCAACUCCCUCCUGCACCUGGACCUGAGCAAGAACCCCGGGGUCCUAUCGGGGGAGGACGCCUCGAACUUGUACCUGUUCCUGUCUCAGCCCAACUGCCUGGUCCACUUGGACCUGUCGGGCACAGACUGCUCUGUGGAUUCACUACUUGGGGCUCUUCUGAGGGGGUGUUGCGCUGAUCUUUCCUUUCUGAAUCUUUCCAAAAAUUCCUUCUCCCACAAGAAAGCGAAGGACACGCUGCCGCUGUUCCGCCAGUUCUUCAGCUCCGCCUUCAGCCUCACGUACGUCAGCCUGGCCUCCAUGAAGCUGCCGCCGUCCUUCCACAGGGCUCUCCUCGCCGGGUUGACCUCCAAUCCUCAUAUCAAUGACCUUCAUCUGGACAUCAGUGGCUGUGAGCUCCGGUCUGCAGGAGCGGCUGUGAUCCAGGAGGUCUUCCCCAGAGUCUCCUCCAUCGGCACUCUGGAUAUGUCGGAUAACGGCCUCGAUGCGGACCUGCUCACGGUGCUGCCGGCCCUCUCCAGACACGCCUCCCUCAAACACCUCCACAUGGGCAAGAACUUCAACAUCAAAAACAGGGUUCUGGAUGAAGUCCUGCAGAAGCUGGUUCAUCUCAUGCAGGAGGAGGAAUGUGCGCUGCAGUCUCUCUCGCUGGCCGACUCGCGGCUGCGUUCCCGCGGCACCGUGCUGGUCAACGCGCUGGGCAGCAACACCUGCCUGAGGAAGGUGGACCUGAGCGGAAACAGCAUGGACGACAUCGGGGCCAAGAUGCUGAGCAAAGCGCUGCAGAUCAACACCACGCUCAGGAGCGUGACGUGGGAUCGUAACAACACCUCGGCAGCGGGGUUUCUGGAUGUGGCCCGAGCACUCGAGCAUAACUUCACCUUGCAGUUCAUGCCUCUGCCCUUAAGCGACAUCAGCCAGGCGUACCGGAGCGCCCCCGAGAGGACGGAGCAGGCACUGACCAAGAUCCAGCGCUUCCUGGUGAGGAACAAUCAGACGCAGCGCUUCUCUCAGCGGCAGGCUCUGCGGCUGCACCAGGGCCUGGUGACCAGCACCGCCGAGCAGGUGAUGGAGCGCCUGUGCGUGCGCGUCCAGCAGCAGGUGAGCGUGCUGCGAGGCGCCGGCGAGGUGGAGGAGGUUCAAGCCGCCAGACAAGUGCUGAAAGAGGCCCGGAGCUCCCGCGCACUGUACCCGUCGCUGUGCGAGCUGGCUCAUGUGCUAUCCGUGGACGGGCCGGUGCGCCAGCGGCUGGACUCUCUGGCCGGCGAGCUCGCCAAGGCGGCGGACAAGGAGCUUCAGGUGAUCGUGGACUCCAUGGUAUCGCUGUGCCGCGAGCUCUGCCCUCGGUCGUCCUCCGCGGCGGACAGGCUGAGUCCUCCGCUGUCCUCCGUCUCUGAGCACGUGUCCGUCCCUCGCUCCGCCAUCCGGACGGCUCUGAUGGAGAGAGCGGCGCAAGACAUCCACCGAGCCUUAGAGGAGGUUAAACUGUCGGUGGUCUCCUAUCUCACCAACUCCAUUGUGGACCAGAUCCUGCAGGAGCUCUACGCCACCCACAAGACUCUGACUCGGCAGGUGUCCCAUCUGAAUCGCUGGGAUGGCAUGGGCGAGGACGGGUUGGGCUGGAGGUCCAACAGAUACCGAGACUCUCUGGACAUCACGGACGAGGAGCUCAGCACCAGCAUUGACACAAUAGCCAUUAAGAAGCGCAGCUCGAGGACGAGACGAAUACGACCCGUCUCCACCAGGCUGAGCCUGUGCGACGACUCUGGCUCCUCGCCGCCGUCCUCCGUGCCGCCCUACUCCUCGCCGCUGUCCCGCUCGGCAUCCUGGGAGGACCUGUCAGAGCUGCCCACUCAGGGCCUGCCGCUCCAUCACGUGACGCGGGUUCGGCCAAGGCCUCCGCGGAGGCACAAGGGAUGCCACGGCCCCUCUGAGAGCCAUUGCAUUGAAAAUGGAGGAAUAAGUCCUCUUGAUGACGGACUCCCAGAUUUCUACACUAAAAGAGUUCUCCCUGACAGCCAGCUCUCCUCGCUGCACAAAGCCCACUCGCUGAGGAGGAAGAAGAGGAGGAACAUGCUGGCCAUCUUCGGAUUCCGUAGGAACCGCCACCAAACUCAGGGCCCGGAGGCUGAAGCUGAGGUCUACGUGGAUGGCUGUCACUUUGUCGCUACGGCAACCUCGGGAGCGGCCACAGAGAACGUCUACACCCUCCUUCAGCCCCCGAGGUCCGUUGCCAGAGCCGGAUCCCCCAGCGAAGGGGCUGAUGUGAAAAUGAAUGAGCACCUGGGGAAGAAUGCUCUGGUCUUGAGUCUGCCGCUGGUGCCGGGCAUCGCUCCCCCGGGCGUCGCUGCCCCGGGCGUCGCUGCCCCGGGCGCCGCUCCCCCGGGCACUGUAGGAAGCAAACGCAACUUUUAUUCUCCCAGAGAGCAGGCUUCUGAAGCAGACUCUGUGUUUGAGCCUCCGGGGGAGACGGACAGGUUCGUGGCGGACGACGGACAAAGGACCGCCGAGGAGAAGGCGAGGCAGGCAGAGCAGGACGCCGAGAAACACAGAGCCGAGCGGACCGCCGACCUGUACCGGGCCGAGAGGACGGCCGACCGUUACCGGGCCGAGGGCCGGCAGUGGACCGUGGACAGGCACACCCAGCGGCAGAUCGACAGGAAGAUGGAGAGGCAGUGGGUUGGCGGCAGGCAGAUAGACAGGUCGUGGUCGGAGCACGGCCCGCCGGAGGAGCGCCCGGCCGAGUGCCGGCGGCCGAGUGGGAGGACGGAGAGGCCGGCGCCUCCCCCGGCCCACAGGCCACUGCCACCGUACCCGGCGGACCGGACGCCCUCGCCCCCCAAACGAGAUGCGGAUCCUCCGAAAGGGCCCGAGGCAGCAGCGGACUGGCAUCAGCAGGAAGACAGGCCGGCGUGUACCGACGCUGGCGGAGGGUUGGCUGAGAGGGGGAAAAGCGGCGGAGGAGGACAGGCCGCUCCAUGUGCGUCUAAACCCGACCCACCGCCACAAAGCAGCAAACCCUACCUGUCCAAGCUGAGGCCGAGGCGCCGCCUGGAGAGUGUGGACGCUCUGCCAGGUAUGGAGGAGGAAGGAGACGUGGAGUUCGACACCAGAAAGACGGAGAAGAAAGAGAGGGAAAGGAGAAGAGACUCUGAGGGUCAUCCUCCCCCGAUUCCAGAAAAGCCAAAGACAUCCUCGUACGUGAUGUUUCCUAAAGAACCGUCCAAUGAGAGGAGCUUACCUCCUCCUCCUGUGCCGCCUCCAGGUCUCAGGCCUGUGCACGGACUCCCCACCAGGGCGGCGAGUCAAGGUGAAGAAGGCCGCAGACCUCCGGCCCCGGUGAAACCACAGAGGAACCGUAAGGCCGUGUCAUGUGACGCAGGAACUGAAAGGGAAAGCCCAAAUAACGUUGAGAAGCCCCCCGAUCGCAAACCCCCCGUGAAAAAACCUAGACUGCCCCAAAACAGAAAUAUGUCACUGGACUUGUCUGACAGCCUGGACUCGGCCUCUGGCCACAGCGAUCUGUUAUGAUGCCUGGCACAAAAUGAGAUAAUAAUAAUUCACCCAAACGCUGUUCUGCUGGAGCGUUGUCAUGACAACGCUGGAGCGUUUCAUUUCAACGAGGAAACAAAGAAGAAGGAGGAGAAGAAGAAGAAAAACCAGAGCCAGAGCGAAAUUGUCUGACAGACAUCAUAAAGCAUAAAUCCUUCUCUUCUGUUGAAACGCUCACAGUUCGGAUGUUUAUUGUGCGUUUGUAUCAGCUUCUUCUGAGUAUCAGGUUCUUCUACAGUAGAUGAUGUAGAGAAACAGAAACUACAGUAGAUGGAACCACGAUGCUGCGGAGAAGAAGCUCAUACAAACCUUAAACCUCUGAACUCCUUCUUGUAGCAUCACGUCUGCUUUCCCUUCACAUCAGAGCUCUUUUUUGUGGCUUCAAUAUUUUAACGGUAUUUGCCUACUAUGUAAAACCCAAAUGAUCUUUGUCUUUGGGCCGAUUGUCGGAUAGUUGAUUGGAUUGUUGAUAGACAGAAAAGUAGAAGUAAAGAAGUAAAACAACGUCUUUACUAGAAUGUGACCCAGCUGAUUGCCUUGGUUGACACUUGAAAAUGAGUCGCUUCUUUUCAGAUGAAACCUAAAUUAUUUGUAUCUAGUUUUGUUUUCAGGAGCUGAAAGGUGAUAUAUUUUAUAGAGAAAAGUGAAUAUAAUGUAUGAGCACCCUCACUGUAUGAAUAAAACACUAAUAGAGAACAA